AUGAAUCCCAACCCCACUGGCUAUCCUGCUUUCCAGCAGCAUCCUAACCCCAUGCUGUCUGCUCCGGCGGGCUAUCCCGUUCCAUCCCAGAGUCCGAAUAGUCACCAGGUCCCUUUUUAUGCGAAUCCCGCCGCCUACUCCCAGAUCAAGGCGCCACAGGGCCAUCCCAUGCAGCAGCAACCGCAACAACAUCCUUUUGGCGCUGUGCAACUCCAGACCACCGGCCCCGCUGGUGCUAUGAUGCCGGCCGGCAUCCCCCAGCAAAUCUCCGGCCGGAAUGCAGUUGCGCGGCUCCAGAGGUUUUGGCGUCGGGUGCUGUGCUGCUUUGCUCCAUCUGGUCCAUCUCAUCUAUUCUUACUACUACUUCACGCCUCGUGCGCGUUGGGAGACGAUCAACUAACUGGAAGCGCGUUGUCGUUGGCUGCCGCAGGACCCCACGCAAAUUUCCCUACGGUAUCUGCACCUUCUCCUUAUACCCCGUCGACCGUUCCAGCUACUCCCUCUCAAUCGUCCCAGCCGCGGACGGUAUCUGGGUUGCCGGCGUCGACUGCUCAAGGGACACCACCAAAUAUGGCUGCCGUCUCCACGCCGAAUAACAUGUUCGCCGGUCAGCAGAGACCGGUGCAGCAGCCGAGUCCGACGGCGGCAUCGUCUCCCCAAUCUGCGGCGGCUCAAGCGCAAGUUGCUGCGCGUGAUAGAGCUCGAGUCCACCUACUCCUCGAUAUCAACUCCGCCCUCCUCCAGGAGGUUGUGAGUUUGCAAGCGGCAGGCAAAGCAGGCCUGCCGCCGACCCAGCCGCAAAAUUCGGAGUCUCCGAAUCAGGGUUCGGAGAACGAUGCGCAGAAGGGCCAGGCGACAAAGCCUAGCCAGGAGUAUAUCGAUUGCAUGCGCCGUCUCCAGGCCAAUCUGGCCUACCUGGCCUCGAUCACCGACAAAGCAAAGAAGGCCGCUGGCGUUCUGCCGUCGGCACCGGCCAUCAUGACGCCGCCGCCGUCUUUGCCCAGUCUCAACAACAUGUACGCGCAGCUAGCUGAACUGUUCCCUGGAGCCUCAACGGCGCAGCAGCAGCAGCAGCAGCAGCAGCAGAAACACGGCUAUCGGCUCUCACAAGGUAACGGGGGUCCCAGUCCGGCUUCCAUGGCCGAAUCUGUGGUGUGAAGCGCGAUGAGAACGGAUGACUAUCGCGCUCUCAGUUGUAGGUCUGGCCUCAGGUGCGCAACCAGAGGCCUUCUGGUAUAGUGAAAGGUGCACGAAGACACUUGUUCCACGGGAGUAUCCCCGUCGGGCACUGUCAGACCAAGAUAAAAUAAAAGAGGAGAAAUCCACGAUGAAGAAAAGGUUUCAGCUUCUGUCUUUGGAGCCUUUCAAAGUCCGGGAGUGCUGCUUUUGCAGUAUCAUCCUACGCACCGGAUGCUCACGUACGGCCAGCGGGUCCGGGUUUAGCAAGAGAAGGGCGCAAAGGAUUGCGACUGCAUUUGAAGGAGAGAAAGGGGUACGCAAUAUUGUAUAACAUGGGCUACAAGGAAUUGACGGGAGCAUACGUGGGGAGUCAACGGGUCAAUCGGGAUAGACCGAUUUCAGCAUUAUAUAUGAUAUGAUAGUCAC
Molecule: messenger RNA, 1605 nt
Organism: Paecilomyces variotii
Lineage: Eukaryota; Fungi; Ascomycota; Eurotiomycetes; Eurotiales; Thermoascaceae
Exons: 2
Coding region: 1-1158 (385 amino acids)
Source: RefSeq, a predicted model, not a curated record